CACCAUCUUCUUCACCCACUCUCUCUCUCUCCCACUCUCCCCUGACACACCAACUCGGUGAGUCAACUCGACGGCCUCAUCCUCACGUGCAAGGAGUAGCUUGCCAUUCUCGCACCGCAAACCCUCAACUCCUCACUCCUCAGCUUCCUCUUCCACUUCUUCCUUCACGAACAGAUGCGUAAUGCCUCGCUACUGUUCCUCUUCCAUGUCGUCGUUUUACAUCUCUGGUGGCGGUGGACGAUCCAUGACUCCGAGUUGCGGUCACAACGAGUCUGUCUACUACGGCUACGGUAAUCCUUCGCUGGUGGAGUUCGGGAUGGAUGAGGAGGUGAUCACGGAGCCCGUUGAUUCGUCCAGAGCUCGGGAUAGCAUUUCGGUCACGAUUCAUUUCAGACCGUUGAGUGAAAGAGAGUACCACAAUGGAGACGAGAUCGCGUGGUAUGCAGACGGUGAUAAGAUUGUGCGCAAUGAGUAUAAUCCAGCUAUUGCUUAUGUGUUUGGGAACUUAUCUGGAGGGUAUGAAGGAAGAAGCUGUUUUGUCUCCAGGACAUGCCCUUUCCUUUAUUGCUGUUGGGGAAGCUGAUGGCGCAAAUUCUGCUCCAUAGGACUCUUCAUUCCACUAUCUAUGAAGUCGAUAAGCUCCAAAUUGGUGGAGGCAACUUUUUAACCAAGGUAAGCUUUCUUAAACUUCUCUCUAUUUUUAUUUUUAUUUGGUUGGUUGGUUGUACACGGUUAGAUUUUCUUUUGUAGUUAGUU
This is a messenger RNA of Glycine soja, 756 nucleotides long. Its product is annotated as kinesin-like protein KIN-7D, mitochondrial. Lineage: Eukaryota; Viridiplantae; Streptophyta; Magnoliopsida; Fabales; Fabaceae. The coding region runs from base 182 to 583 and encodes 133 amino acids. The record is from RefSeq and is a predicted model, not a curated record. The transcript has 4 exons.